Messenger RNA from Andrographis paniculata, 1340 nucleotides. Its product is annotated as origin of replication complex subunit 6. Gene Ontology annotation, molecular function: DNA binding. Gene Ontology annotation, biological process: DNA replication; DNA replication initiation. Bases 334 to 1200 code for a protein of 288 amino acids. The transcript has 9 exons. The record is from RefSeq and is a predicted model, not a curated record. Gene Ontology annotation, cellular component: nuclear origin of replication recognition complex. Lineage: Eukaryota; Viridiplantae; Streptophyta; Magnoliopsida; Lamiales; Acanthaceae.
AAAGAGUUUACAAAAUUAUUAUUUUUUAUUUUACCCCACAAUUUUUCAUACUUGAGAAAAUAAAGUUCACCAGCAACACACCCAAUAUAAAUUUUACACCAAACGCCGCCUUAUAAAACUUCCACUGGUGGCGCCAAAACCCAAAAUAUUCAUUGCCGCCGUUCGUCGCCGCGCGCCAAAAUCCAAAUGUUUUCGGCACUUCCAAUUCCCGCUACCAAUCUUCCAUCAAAUAAUCCACAAUGACUUCCCAUCAGAUUUCAUAUUUCCCUUCUCCGACACCAAUUUUGGAGGUAAUCGACCGGAGAGAGCGAUUUCAGAGAUCCGCCGCCGGGAAUGGACAUGUCGGAGAUUGCCCGGAAACUCGGCCUUUCAGAAUCCAAAAACCUCAUCCGCAAGGCCGCCGAACUCCGCCGCCGCGCCGACCUCCAAUUUGACUCUUCGAUUAUCGGCGUUGGGGAGAUUUGUAAGGCUGUGAUUUGCCUAGAGAUUGCCGCUUCCAGCAUGGAUGUUAUAUUCGAUCGACAAGUAGCGAUAAAGUUGAGCGGGAUGUCUGAGAAAGGUUACAACAGAUCCUUCAAUUCGAUGCAGAACGGAAUUGGUAUCAAGAACAAAAUCGAUGUGAGGGAAUUGGCAAUUCAAUUCGGAUGCAUUCGGCUCAUCCCUUUUGUCCACAAGGGCUUGUCAUCGUUUAAGGAGCGAUUCACGGCUUCAUUGCCUUCUUCGCGUAGGGGAAGCGCCGAUUUCACUCGGCCUGUUUUCACUGCUGCAGCGUUCUAUCUAUGCGCCAAAAAACAAAAGCUCAAGGCAGAUAAAUUCAAGCUAAUCGAACUUGCCGGCACAUCAGAGUCAGAGUUUUCUAGUGUAUGCACUUCAAUGCUAGACCUCUGCUUCGAUGCUUUUGGUGUAUCCAAGGAAAAAAAGGAUUCGCGCCAAAUAAAAGGAAAUCGCGAGCUUCUCGAUGCUUUGCCUGAGAAAAGAAAGCUCGAAGAUGGUGGCUAUUCUUCUGAUGACGGCGAGGAGCCGUCUGCAUACAAGAAGCGAAAAGUGAUGGAGAAGCACGAAUAUGGCAAGUGGAAAUCCUCGGUCGAGAAGAUGAAUAAACGGAGCAAGAUAUCCGAUCGGCUCGACGGGAUGAAGAAGAAACAAACAACUCUGGAUUUUCUCAAGAGGCUUCCUGAAACUACAACAGAGGCUUCAUGAAAGAAAGAAAGAAAGAAGAAUUGGGUCCAAACACCAUAUUCAUUUAUAUUGAGAUCAAGAAAACAGGUAAAGUCUUAUAUUUCUAAUCUAAUGCCAUUUUUAUUGAACUCCUGCAGAAAUAGAAAUAGAAAUAGAAAUGU